AUGGCGAGCGUCCAAAAUCGCGACCUGGAGAUCGAGAACCGCCCGAAGCGAAACUCCAGGAUGAUUGAGGAGUUCGAAAAGUCCGAUGAAGGGGGAAUGGUUGCGGGGGUAUUCGAGCAGCCUGUAUUCUUGAUGAGCGAUUCGUUAAAGACGGAACACGAUGCGUCAUCUGUCGGCAAGAAUGUCUUCAACCGGAAGCUCCUAUACAAGCUCGACAAGCACCUGAUGAUUGCCAUGUUUUUUCUCAACUUUCUAUCACUUAUGGGCCGGACGAACAUUGGAGCUGCUCUCAUUCGCAUGCUGCCCCAAGACCUGAAGCUGGAUGCAAUGAAGGUUUUUAUUGUUUUGACUAUGCCGGCGGCUCCUUUGAUUCUUUUCGAGGUACCCAGUAACCUGCUCAUGAGAUGGUUGGAUCGAAAAAUCAACUUCUCUUUCAUGUGGUAUUUGUGUCUACUAGAUGUUCUUCUUGGUUUGAUCACAAUCGCUCAGGGAUUUGUCCAGACAUACGAACAGAUUAUAGUCACCCGUUUCUUCGUGGGUGUCUUUGAUGCGGGCCUGAUUCCUGGCUGUGUUUUCAUCUGCUCUCUCUAUUAUCCACCAACACAUCUGCAAUGGAGACUUGGUUUGAUUACCGUGGCAAAUAUCUGUUCGAGUAUCGCCGGCAACUUUCUAGCAUAUGCGAUCGCGAAUAUCAAGACGACAAACAAUUUCAAUGGAUGGAGAUGGAUCUUUAUCAUCGAGGGCAGUUUUACUGCUGCGGCCGCUCUGCUCUGCGCCUUCGCCAACGUUGGCCCACCAUCAAAAGCCAAGUUUCUCUCAGAGGAAGAGAAACGUAUAAUCGAAAACUCGGUCGAGACUCGCACAUCACAGAUUGGUAUUUGGGCUGAAUGGAAGAUAUUCUUCCUGAACCCACUGAACUACUGUUGGGCCGCCCUAUACUGCUUCACAACCACCACAGCAUAUUCAGUAUCCAUUUUCUCUCCUUCUUUCGUCAGAUCUUUUCAUCCGGAACUCAGCGCUGCGGAUGUUCAAGCUCAAAUAGUCCCCAUAUUCGUGGUGGCUGCCGUUGCAUGUCUUGCUACAGCCUUUGCCGCCGAUCGCCUAAAUCACCGUGCAGGAUUCGGUCUGUUUGGCUUCAUCGUCACGAUUAUUGGCUAUGCUGUGCUAAGAAAGGCUCAGCGAGAGAGCUCGAACGUGACCAUGAUGGCCCUUUACUUUAUAGCAACCGGUACAUUUAUCACAUUACCCAUGAUCUGGAUCCUGACGAUGCAAAACCUACAAACACCGUUCCAGCGAGCCAUUGGUAGCGGAUUUGUUGUUGGAUUGGGUAACACUUCCAGCUACAUAUCAGCAUGGAUCUUCAAAACUAGCGAUGCCCCGUAUUAUCAGAGAGGCAUGACGGCAAGCAUGAUUCUUGUCAUUAUCGCAUUCUUCAUCCUGUCUGCCACCUGGAUGUACAUUAUUAUUCACAACAAAAGAUUGGAUAGAAGACAAAUUGCGGUUAUGUCGGUUGCGGCUGGAGGAAAAGCGCCCGCUGACCGGGGCUUCAGAUACAAAGUUUGA
Messenger RNA from Colletotrichum truncatum, 1563 nucleotides. RefSeq names its product transmembrane transporter. The record is from RefSeq and is a predicted model, not a curated record. Gene Ontology annotation, cellular component: membrane. Lineage: Eukaryota; Fungi; Ascomycota; Sordariomycetes; Glomerellales; Glomerellaceae. Gene Ontology annotation, biological process: transmembrane transport. Gene Ontology annotation, molecular function: transmembrane transporter activity.